AGGACGAGGAGUGACAUGAACUGAGGAAUAAAGGCAGAGAGGACAACUGGAUGAAAAGGGCCAGCAUUACAAAGAUCUAAACAAAACGGAUAAAAAUGCAAGGACCUCUUGCCUGCAGAGGCACAUCUUGGACAUAGAAAGAAGAGAAGAAACAUUUUCCAGGGAACUGAUGACAGAAAAACCCUGCAGCAUCUGAACUAAAUAUUUAUUCUCAUGGUUUCUUUCAUCUCUCUCAUCAUGCUCACCCUGCUGUCUCUGUAUGUGGGAGCACUGCUGUCCUCAGAUGCAUCUCCUGCCUGCUUACAUCCACCUUGCAGGGACACUUUAGUGUCUACCCCUGCUUCUCCAGGGCCAGGAGCAGCAGUGACUACUAAGGCCAGUGAGGGUCAAGCUGGGACAAGUUCAUGCAGAUUGGGUGCUUCUGUUCCUGCUGCUUCAGACAAUCCUGAAAGGGAGGAGCAAAGACUGGAUUUCCCUCAGACUAGAUUGAAAAGUGGAGGUGUUAAAGAGCGCCUGGUUCAGCUGCAGAGCUGCAUGAGCUCUCUCCAGGAAUCAGGAGGCCCCCAGAGUUACAGGGACCAGGAGAGCAGCUCUCUGGGGGCAAUCCUGGCUCUGAUGGCAGCUGUGCUGACAGAGUGUGACCUCCACUGCCACAGCCAAGCACUUGGAGAGAUGGCCAAGCGACUGGAGAGUGCUGCAUUGGGAAGCAAAGAGGGUGAAAAAGACUUGCUGCUUUUCCUAAAGAGCAUCACACAGUAUUCACCUACAGCUGCUCCCAUGGAGAGGUUACAUCCACAGGAUUGUGCAGAGAUUUACAGUCUUGGGAUCAAAGAGACUGGCAUCUAUACCAUCCAACCUGAUCUACAUGGACCAGCAUUAGAGGCUAAAUGUGACAUGGAGACAGCGGGCGGAGGGUGGACAGUGAUCCAGAAUCGGCAGGACGGCUCAGUGGACUUUAACAGGACUUGGCAGGAAUACCGGGAAGGCUUUGGUAGUCUGCAGGGAGAGCACUGGCUGGGGAACGCAGCACUGCACGCCCUCACCUCCACCGGCCUGCACCAGCUCCGCAUUGAGCUGGAGGACUGGUACCAACAGAAGCGCCAGGCGACCUACAGCAACUUCAAGGUGGCCUCGGAAACAGAAAGGUAUCGUCUGACAGCCCACGAGUACUCUGGCGAUGCUGGCAACUCUCUGAGCUACAGCAAGCGCUACAACCACAACGGCAGACUGUUCAGCACUGCUGACAGAGACAACGAUCGCUACGCGUCUGGAAGCUGUGGUCAGUACUAUGGCGCAGGCUGGUGGUUCGACGCCUGCCUGGCAGCCAACCUGAACGGGCGAUAUUACCGUGGCCGUUACACGGGUUUGACCAACGGGAUCUACUGGGGGACGUGGUACAUCCUGACAGACGGAAGGACCGGGGAGCGGUACUCCUUCAAGAGGGUGGAGAUGAAGACGAGACCCAAAAACUUUAGGGGAACCAAGUGAGGAACACAAAUGGAGAGGGCUCACUGCAGUAUAUGCAUAGGAUGCAAGGCCUUUUAUUUUAUAGAGGGCAAAUUUUAAGCAACUUCCUGCUAAGAUUUACAUGGAUUUCAGUGAAUGGAUUGAAGACAAUAUAGUGAGUUGCAAAAUCAUUCAUACGCCCUGAGCCUUUUCACAUUUUGUCACAGUAGAAUGAAGAACAUCAUUGUAUUUUUAUCAGGAUAUUGUGUGACAGACUAACGCAAAGAAUUGCAUA
Molecule: messenger RNA, 1741 nt
Organism: Gambusia affinis (western mosquitofish)
Lineage: Eukaryota; Metazoa; Chordata; Actinopteri; Cyprinodontiformes; Poeciliidae
Product: fibroleukin
Exons: 6
Coding region: 214-1488 (424 amino acids)
Source: RefSeq, a predicted model, not a curated record